Messenger RNA from Prorocentrum cordatum, 343 nucleotides. Lineage: Eukaryota; Dinophyceae; Prorocentrales; Prorocentraceae. The record is from the annotation of a GenBank genome assembly.
CGGUUCCGGUGCCGACGUCCCAACCCUCGCCACCAGCGCCGUUGCUUCCGACGGCUGUCAAAAGGAUGACGCCGCCGACACUCUCACUGACGAGGCCGCCCUCACGCACCACACUCUCAGCGACCCAGCGCCGCGCGACGUGCCACUGACGGCGGCAAAGCCCCUCGACCCCGACGGCACCGCAGCCGCACUAAAGACGCCCCACCAAGGCGGCGCCAACGCAGAGGCUCCCAGCGCCGCUCCAGACGACGCGACCUUGGGCACUGGCGCCCAGCCUCCGCCCGGCUACUCCGCGGUUGAGCGUCACGUGAGGUUCGGCGGCGUUGACCUGAAGCACUACGAG